Molecule: messenger RNA, 354 nt
Organism: Chondrus crispus (carragheen)
Lineage: Eukaryota; Rhodophyta; Florideophyceae; Gigartinales; Gigartinaceae
Exons: 1
Coding region: 1-354 (117 amino acids)
Source: RefSeq, a predicted model, not a curated record
AUGGACAAGUGCUUCCCGAAGAAGAAGGGAGAGUGUGCACCGUGCAGGAGUAGGGACGAAUGCUCAACGGACAAGUGCUGGGGACAUGUUGGUAGCGAUCUGAGAUGCGUCUACGAUAACCCCACUUCUAUGGCGAAGUGCUUCCCGAAGAAGCUCGAAUGUGCCGGUUGCUCCGUCGCAGCGCAAUGCAGUACGCACAAGUGCUGGGGAGGAAAAUGUGUUUACGACACCCCAGCAUCAAUGGCUAAGUGCUUCCCGGUCACGAUCUCACCUCCCACGCAUCCCCCCUAUCCGUGCCGUUUCAAGACUACGGACCACCUUUCGAUCGGGGAUCCGGUUCCUAUUUGCCCGUAG